This is a messenger RNA of Drepanopeziza brunnea f. sp. 'multigermtubi' MB_m1, 1647 nucleotides long. RefSeq lists its product as uncharacterized. Gene Ontology annotation, cellular component: chaperonin-containing T-complex. Gene Ontology annotation, molecular function: ATP hydrolysis activity; ATP binding; ATP-dependent protein folding chaperone. Lineage: Eukaryota; Fungi; Ascomycota; Leotiomycetes; Helotiales; Drepanopezizaceae. Gene Ontology annotation, biological process: protein folding. The record is from RefSeq and is a predicted model, not a curated record.
AUGGCUAUGAAUAUCGAUAUGUCGCAGGCUUCGGUCGUAAAAGAUGAGCAAGGCAGACCGUUCAUUGUCGUCAGAGAUCAAGGAAAGAAGAAGAGAGUACACGGCACCGAAGCUGUCAAGUCACAUAUCAUCGCCGCGAGAACAGUAGCAAAUAUCGUGAAGACCUCACUCGGCCCCCGCGGACUGGACAAGAUCUUGAUUUCGCCCGAUGGAGAUAUCACAGUUACCAACGAUGGUGCCACCAUCCUGAGCCAAAUGGAGAUCCAGAACCACGUAGCGAAGCUGCUAGUUGAGCUCUCGAAGUCCCAAGAUGACGAGAUUGGAGACGGUACAACCGGUGUGGUGGUGCUGGCAGGCGCGUUGUUAGAGCAGGCUGCAGAACUCAUUGACAAAGGAAUCCACCCCAUUCGGAUAGCAGAUGGGUACGACCAGGCCUGUGAUAUUGCUGUUGCGGAGCUAGACCGGAUCGCCGACGCCAUCGAGUUCACUAAGACACACAAGGAGAACCUGUUCAAGGUUGCGAGAACGAGUCUGGGAAGCAAGAUUGUGUCCAAGGCGCACGACCAGUUUGCUACCAUUGCUGUAGACGCCAUCCUGUCAGUUGCGGAUCUGGAGCGCAAGGAUGUGGAUUUUGAUCUGAUCAAGGUUGAUGGCAAGGUUGGAGGAUCGCUGGAGGAUUCGCUGUUGGUUCAGGGUGUUAUUGUCGACAAGGACUUCUCCCACCCGCAGAUGCCUUCUGAGGUUCGCGAUGCCAAGAUUGCGAUCUUGACGUGUGCGUUCGAGCCCCCGAAGCCCAAGACGAAGCACAAGUUGGAUAUCACGAGUGUGGAGGAGUUCAAGAAGUUGCAGACAUACGAGAAGGACAAGUUUGCGGAGAUGAUUCAGCAGAUCAAGGAUACUGGUGCCAAUUUGGUUAUCUGCCAAUGGGGCUUUGAUGACGAGGCAAAUCACUUGCUGUUACAGAAUGACUUGCCCGCCGUAAGAUGGGUUGGAGGUCCGGAAAUCGAAUUGAUUGCUAUUGCCACAAAUGGUAGAAUAGUGCCAAGGUUCGAAGACCUGGCCGCUGCGAAGCUUGGACAAGCGGGUAUUGUACGAGAGAUGAGCUUUGGUACGACGAGAGAGAAGAUGUUGGUAAUUGAGGAGUGUGCAAACACCAGAGCCGUCACCGUCUUCGUCCGAGGAAGCAACAAGAUGAUCAUCGAUGAAGCCAAGCGCUCCCUCCACGAUGCCCUCUGCGUAGUACGUAACCUAGUUCGUGACAACCGUGUCGUCUAUGGAGGUGGCGCCGCCGAAAUCGCCUGCUCCCUUGCCGUCGAAGACGCAGCCGUCAAGUCUCCGGGCCUCGAGCAGUACGCCAUGCGCGCCUUCGCCGACGCUCUCGACGCGAUCCCCAUGGCCCUCGCCGAGAACUCGGGUCUCUCCCCCAUUGAGACCCUUGCCAGCAUCAAGAGUCGCCAGGUCACGGAGAAGAAUAGCAGGUUGGGCGUUGACUGCAUGCAGACUGGCAGCAACGAUAUGCGGGAUGCGUUUGUGAUUGACCCGCUGAUUGGGAAGAGACAGCAGUUGAUGCUGGCUACGCAGCUGUGCCGCAUGGUGCUGAAGGUCAAUAACGUUAUUAUUGCGGGCAGUGACGAGAAUGAGUUCUAG